This is a messenger RNA of Electrophorus electricus (electric eel), 2242 nucleotides long. It is a transcript of the gene unga, whose product is annotated as uracil DNA glycosylase a. NCBI's taxonomy places the organism in Eukaryota, Metazoa, Chordata, Actinopteri, Gymnotiformes, Gymnotidae. Gene Ontology annotation, molecular function: uracil DNA N-glycosylase activity. Gene Ontology annotation, cellular component: nucleus; mitochondrion. The record is from RefSeq and is a predicted model, not a curated record. Gene Ontology annotation, biological process: base-excision repair, AP site formation via deaminated base removal; base-excision repair.
AUCAAACUUGAGAGCCAGCUAGCUGUGGAAAGGUCAACUUGGGCUACUGUUAACUAGUCUGCUGAAUUGGGAAACGCGUGUUUCGGAAGCAUAGUGAAAUGUCAUUAGCCAUGUAUAAGUAUUUUGGUUCGUGACUUCAUAAUGUUCAUUACUAUGUGGUAAUCUUGUUUAGAUAGCCUACCUGUAUCUAAAUAUGUUCCCACAUCAUUCAACAAUUAAUGAAAAGAAGCACUGUACCCGCGAAAACCAGCUGCCCUGGAAGUAAACCUUACGUCACGCUGAGAGAGUAAAAGCAAAGUCCUUAUAGGCUUAUUAUAAUGUAUCUGGUAAAAGAUGAACAGAAUAAAGGCCAGUUAUAAGAUAAAUAUAUAUUUAGAAAAGAACUUACAAGCGACGCAAGAAAGCAAGUUAUACGCGAUUUAUAACUUUCGGUCAAUGCGGUCGCUGACUCCUACAAUAAAAGUCUUCACAUGGUGGAAUACAAAAUUGAUACACAGCUAUCAGCAAUGGUAGCUAGGUUAGCUAUAAGAACUUCAUGUUAUUGUUAACUAUUUCUGAGAAAACGGAUAAGUUUUUUUUUAAUGGCUGUGGUAUUUCCAAAUAUUCAGCUUCGAAUUUUGAGCGUACCGAUAACAAGCCUUCAUCUGAAACGAUUUUGGAAUUCUACUAAGUAUACUAAGGUUUCAUCCAAGGUGAAGAAAUUUAAAACAAACACCAGUGCCGUUCUGCCCUCGCCAUCCCUGAGUCCCGAACUUCUUGAGAAGAUCGCUAAGAACAAGAAGGCGGCACAGGAGAGGCUAGCUGCUCGCUCAGCUCCGGAGGGUAUCGGGAAAAGUUGGCAGCGAGCACUUGGCGCUGAAUUUGGAAAAACUUAUUUCAAAUCAUUAAUGUCAUUUGUUGCGGAGGAGAGGCAAAAACAAACCAUCUAUCCACCCCCUCACCAAGUGUUUACAUGGACACGGAUGUGUGAGAUUGAAGAUGUGAAGGUAGUGGUGCUUGGCCAGGAUCCCUAUCAUGGGCCUAACCAGGCUCAUGGUCUGUGCUUCAGUGUGCAGAGGCCUGUUCCCCCUCCUCCAAGCUUGGUAAACAUGUAUAAAGAACUGGAGGCAGACAUUGAGGGCUUUCGGCAUCCCGGUCAUGGUGAUCUGACCGGAUGGGCAAAGCAAGGUGUUCUUUUGCUGAAUGCUGUUCUAACUGUCCGAGCACAUCAGGCCAACUCUCACAAAGAUAAAGGAUGGGAGAUCUUGACAGAUGCUGUGGUGAAUUGGCUUAGCGCUAACCUAGAAGGUCUGGUCUUCAUGCUGUGGGGCGCCUAUGCUCAGAAGAAGGGGGCUGCAAUUGACAGAAAACGACACCAUGUACUCCAGGCUGUUCAUCCCUCCCCACUGUCUGCACAUCGUGGCUUCUUUGGGUGCAAGCAUUUCUCAAAGACCAAUGAACUACUGAAAAAAUCAGGAAAGAAACCCAUAGACUGGAAAGCACUGUGAGUCAGUGGAACAUGAAUGCCUAGAUUUGUUUCAUUUGAAUAAUACCUCUCACAAUAAGCUUUUUUGAGCUGGCCAGCGCGGUCAUUUUCACUAGUUUUACACUAUUUGCAUAAAAGACAAAUUACACUGGACAUUUUUCUCCAGGUCAUGUUUUGUUGUUGCUUUUUUCAGUUUUCUAGUGUAACCAUAGAAUUAUAAUGAGUAAAGUUCUGUUUCUGUGUGUGUGCCUUUUCCUUUCUUUAGUGGGGUUUGCUUGUGCAGACUGAUUUGAUCUAUAAGCUAGUUUGCUCUUUGCAAAAGGUUUGUGAUUGUGUGUGUGUGUGUGUUUUGAAUUCCUUGUACUUUGUAAACCUCUGAUGAGGAGUGGAAGCUUCAUUGCUUCUGCCUUCUGCCAGAAAACAAUUUAUGCAUGUGCACUAUUUUAUAACUUUGUCCAUGUUAAAAAGGGCCUUUUGUAUUAAUAAACAUGUUCUUAUUUACACUUUGAGAGCCCACGUUGAUUGUUCUUGACUUUUUUCUUGUUCUUGACUUCCAAUCUAUCUAAUUAUUAACUAACAUAAUUUGCUACAUGUUAAUGACAUUAUUUCGAAUGGCUGUAGUUCCAGUUAAUGAAAACCUUUCUGUUACUGGUCUUGUCAUUAUUUACCAGUGGAGCAAAUUACGUAUCCUCCAUUUUCUGUUGAUUACAUUUUUAUGGUGAGGAUAACAUGCAAUUGUAUGUUUAAUCUGACUAAUUACUGCAAAUGGAUAUAAUU